GUGCUGCUCGCUGAUCAUGCGCACCGACACAAAACUACGAAAUAUGGCGGCUGACUCCUCCUAGAGAAGUGUUGGGGUCUGAAUUAAUUUCAUUAAAAGCUUCCCUGUGACACUGGGUAGGCCUCCGGCCUGGCACCUGCCUUGUAGAACAACUACAUUUUCCAGAAGCCAUUAUGGGCAGGACUUCGCUUAAAGAUCAGAAAGAGAAGAAGGAGAAAGCAGGGAGAAGUCUUCUUCCUCCAUGUCCUGCUCCAACUAAAGAGCCGUUCAGUUGGGAGGAGUACCUGAAGGAAACCUCAUCCACGCCAGCCCCGCCCAGCUUCUUCAGACAGUCCAGAGUCCCGCCCUCAAAUGACUUCAAGGUGGGGAUGAAGCUGGAAGCUCAUGACCCUCGGAACUCUACCUCUGUGUGCAUCGCCACAGUGAUGGGCAUAACGGGCGUGCGUCUUCGCCUCCGUCUGGAUGGCAGUGACAACACCAACGACUUCUGGAGACUGGUUGACUCCUCAGACAUCCAGCCAAUAGGAACCUGCGAGAAGAACGGAGACAUGCUUCAGCCACCGCUGGGGUUCAGAAUGAACGCAUCCUCCUGGCCCAUGUUCUUACUGAGAACCCUGAACGGAGCCGAGAUGGCACCCGCUACAGCUUUUAAAAAGGAGCCUCCACCACUAGCUCAGAACAGCUUUAAACCAGGGAUGAAGCUGGAAGCAGUAGACAAGAAGAAUCCCUACCUCAUCUGUCCCGCUACCGUCGGGGAGGUGAAGGGGGACGAGGUGUUUGUGAUGUUUGACGGGUGGAGGGGCGCCUUCGACUACUGGUGUAAACAUGACUCCAGAGAUCUGUUUCCUGUCGGGUGGUGCUCCGUUACCAAACACAGCCUGCAGACGCCCGGUAACAGUGUGACCCUGCCCAAGAACCUACAGGUCCUGACAGCGGCAACAUCCCCCUCCAAACCCGGCCGGCGCUCUGUGUCCUCCCCGUACCGCCUGCCCACCCCCCUGCCACCACUGCCUGUCAGGAAGGGGGUCCGGGGGCGACGUCCCAAGAGUGAGACCAUGGCUCUUUUGAAGGCUGCAGCUGCCGCUGCUCAGAACGGGACGGCUCCAACCUCCAACUCCCAGCUGGUGCCCAGACCUCACAAGAAGAGAGGGCCCAAACCUGGCAGCAAGAGAAAGCCCAAGGUCCAGAACUCUGCAUCUCCAGGUGCUGCAGAUGGCAGACUGUCUGGCCACACUCACCGCAGCUCAGUGGUCUCAACAGUGUGUGUCUAUGUCAACAAGCAUGGUAGCUGUGGGCCCCACCUGGACAGAAAACAGAUGCAGCGACUGCCCGACCACUUUGGGCCGGGUCCCGUCAACACAGUGUUGCAGCAGGUGGUUCAGACGUGUCUAGACUGUUGUUACCAGCCCAAGGUGCUUCUGGGAACUCUGCUGACCCACAGUGGGGGAGGAGAAGUUGUCAGCGUGCGGACGGAUGGUGGGGUUCGUCUGGUGAAGUUGCCCUCGGCUUCAAGCACCUCCUUUGUGCUCAGCUUCCUGGAGACUCUUUGUCGCACGCUGCAGAGUGACUUCCUCUUCAGCUCCCAGCCCUUCAGCUACACCUACAGUAACUAUGUGAAAGAGGAGGCUUUGGAAGCCCCAUCACUAAGCCGGGGGAGUAAACGUCUUUCUAGAGACUCUCCCCCCUACGCAGCACCCCUCUCCCCCAAACUACUGCGCACUGACACACACCCCUCAGAAGCUGAGACCCUGCCCCAUGAGGAGAACAGCCUUUUAAAGGAGCAGCGCUUUAUGGACUCUGCAUCUAACUCCAUGACGCCACGCCCCUCAGAGUACCACUCAGGCCACUCCCAAGCCAGCAGCCCUUUCUACCCCGGACACACCCACACCACGCCCCUGCGGCGCCAUGCUUCCCACCCUGCUGAACUCAACUCCACACUACGACGAGUUGAAGCUCCCAGCUCCACCACUGGCCCUGAGCCUCCUGCCCCAGACAGGGACACUCCCAGGGGGGCAGGUUUGGGCAGGAGCCCCUCUACCUGGUCCAUUGACGAGGUCAUGCAGUUUGUGAGAGAUGCCGACCCCUCAGCCCUUGGCCCGCAUGCUGAGCUGUUCAGGAAACAUGAGAUAGAUGGAAAGGCCCUGAUGUUACUUAGGAGUGACAUGGUGAUGAAGUACAUGGGUUUGAAGCUUGGCCCCGCCUUGAAGCUGUGUCACCACAUAGAGCGGCUGAAACAGGGCAAGCUGUAAAGCUGAAAUGAGAGAAACUGCAUCAGGUCCUCGAUGAGCUCGGCCCAGCCUCCCUGACCCGUGAAACACCGUUCACCCUACCACAGAAUGUCCCUGCCAGGAAGCCCUGGACUCUCCUCUCUAGGAGGUCUUCAUCUAGAAGGUGUUCUGUUUGGUUCCACCUUACAACAGACAUGCAGUGUGGAUCAGUGGUAACAUGCUUUGUGCUAUGCAUCCUGGGACCACUUUACCUCAUCCCCUCAACCAAUCACUGCAGUGAUUGGCUGAAAUCCCAAAGGAACAGAUUCUCCAUUGUGUUUACAUUGAAAAAAAGACUGACCUUCAUACUGACCCUACAGACUGAUUAUUUUACCCUAUAGACUGACCUACCUACAGACUGAUUCUACAGAAGUGCAUGCUGGCUGAUGUUUUACUGAGACUGAUUCUGUUUCAGGAUCCCAAAGACAGAGAAUGUUUUCUUCCUCUUUUAUGACGUUCUGUUUUAAUUAUCCAUGAUAGCCUGUCAGAAACCAGCUAAUCAUGUUUUCAUCUGCAGAAAGGCUGUUGUCUAUUACAACUCUUUUCAAUUCAAAGACAUGUCAAUAUGGCUGAAUAUUACACAGAUCUGAAUGAUGCAGAAUAGACAAUCUGGGCUUAGCCUGCACUCUGACUGUUGACCUCCAAGAAUCUCUGUGAGCAUCUGCCUUUCUAUGGUCUGUCAUUGUGUUGUGUUGAGUUUGGGAUGAAUGACCUGAUCAACUUUACUGGUGCGAGGUUGUGGGUAUGUCUUAGUCCAGUUUCCAGCAACAGAGCAACCUAGAGGACCCCAACACUAAAUAAAAGAUUUGGAUUCUUUAAUUUAUUUAAAGGGAGAGCUCAGUCAUUCUGCAAGUUAUUUCAGAGGACAGCUGUUUGUUGUUUCUAGAAUAGAGGGACAUGUUUAAGGGCUUUCUGGCUGUAUUUCAGUUGGAUGUCAUGUUGGUAUUUGUUCCACUCAGAGACAGCCUCACAUUGGUCUUUUCAGGAUGCUAUAGAGUGAGCUGGGUGGUCCUUACAGCCUUACAGCAUUAUGGGGUUAACCAUGAAUAUCUGACACACCAAUGUACAUUUUUGUAGAAAAUAAAUAUUUUAAUUAAAUCAUAUAUGAGGUAGAAACAUGAGGAUUAUGAGUGGGGGAGGGACAAUGUAUUGGAUAUUGCCUUUUUAACACUUUUUCUACAGCGCUUUUAGUUGAAACACCCCUACAUAAUACUAUGGAACUUGCUUUGCUUUACUUUAAGAUCUCUCAGGUUUAAGUCGUCAUUGUUAAUAGAACCUUUUGUAGCAUUCUGUUCUAGGUGUUCUAAACCGUUCUGUUCCCUUGUUGAGUGCCAUAAAGCAACAUGAAUAUAGUGCUCUUGUUAGAUUCUCUUAAAGCAUCUCAAAGUACUUGAAAAAUGUGUUGCAACUUGCAAGUCUGUUUAUAAAGUCAACCCUGAAACAUGUUUUAUAACAAGAAAUAUGUAUUGUGUUCAUGAUGGGUGUUUUCUAUUUUAUAAAUCUCCUGAAUGUUAAA
Molecule: messenger RNA, 3783 nt
Organism: Esox lucius (northern pike)
Lineage: Eukaryota; Metazoa; Chordata; Actinopteri; Esociformes; Esocidae
Product: sex comb on midleg-like protein 2
Exons: 14
Coding region: 174-2249 (691 amino acids)
Biological process (GO): regulation of DNA-templated transcription
Cellular component (GO): nucleus
Molecular function (GO): protein binding
Source: RefSeq, a predicted model, not a curated record